ACUAAAUCAAAAAACAGCAAAAUUGUAUUUGAAAUAUUUCAAAAAGGAUAAUUGGGGGUAGAAAAUUCCAAAUUUUGCAAAUAUCUACGACAAUACAUUGGUCAAUCUUACGCAGUUUAUGACGUCAUCAAUAAAGCAGCGAACAACAAAUACAAAGAAAGCAUCAAACUUAUUCAAUACCGUUCAAAAGCAGAAACAGCUGCUGCUGUAGAAGCACUUUCACUCAACUCUGUCGUUGAUUCGUCAUUUUUUACCACUGCUGCGAGAUAUCGCUGAGCGGGGGCCUCUUCCGAACACAAUUUAUCUCCUAUUGUGAAACAUGAUAAGAUGUAAAUAAGUAGUAAUCUGCAUUUUGCUCAGUCGCGAGAGGAUCCCCGCGCUUUGUUAACAUUUUGGUGGCUACAUAAAUACAGUUGAAGAGGAUGGACAUAUUAAAAGCAGAAAUAGAAAGAAAGAAAAGACAACUAGCUGAGAAAAAUGUGUUGGCACCUGACAAGAAGUACUUCAAGCGAGGUGACCUGGCGGCGCGGGACGCCGAAGAGUACCGUCAGAGGUGCGGUCUGGUGGAGGAGGGCGCCAUUCCGCGCCGCGCAGUGCCUCAGAGCGUGGCCGACGCCGACCACGCGCAGACCGGCGGUGCGGAGCUGUCGCGCUCAGAGGUGGUGCGCCGCCUGCGCGACCGUCUUGAGCCGAUCCUGCUGUUCGGUGAGACGGAGCUGGAGGCGUUCCGCCGCCUGCGCCGACUGGAGAUCCUGGAGCCGGAGGUUAACCGGGGUAUGAGGAACGACUUCCAGGCGGCCAUGGAUCAGGUGGACGCCGCCUACCUGGCCGAGUACCUGCAGCAGAGUGGCUCCGGCUCUGGCUCUGACGGCGACGCUGAGCGACCCGCGGCCGCCGAGGACGAGCCCCGUCUGACCAUGGCCGAGAUACAGUCGGAAGCGGCCGGCCGGCUCGGCUCCGGAGAUGCGGCGUUUGAUACCCAGCUGCUCAUCAAACUGUAUAAGUGCCUGCUACUCGAGUGGGGAGACAGCAUUCACAACCUGCCCCGUGCCGAGCGAGAGGCCAUCAAAAACAAAAUGGCGCUGGCCACGUAUAAACAGACCCAGCAGUACCUGAAGCCGCUGUUCAGACAGCUCAAAAAUGGACAACUUCCUGAGGACAUCAGAGAGUCGCUGGUCGAGAUCGCCCAGUUCAUGCUGGACAGAAACUAUAUCAAGGCUAACGACACAUACCUUCAGAUGGCCAUCGGUAACGCCGCGUGGCCGAUCGGAGUGACCAUGGUCGGUAUCCACGCCCGAACCGGCCGAGAGAAGAUCUUCUCCAAGCACGUGGCACACGUGAUGAACGACGAGACGCAGCGUAAGUUCAUCCAGGGCCUGAAGCGGCUCAUGACAAAGUGUCAGGAGUUCUAUCCGACAGAUCCGUCUCGAAGUGUUGAGUAUGGUGGACUGACCGAAGUGAAGAAGGUGCCCGAGUCGGACGAGUAGUCGGCUACAGGUGGCAGCACUUUGUGGACAAUAUUUGUAUAGGUGUCGCUGCGGACGCCCUUGUUUGUGUUUUGUGUCUGGUGUAUGUCGUGAUAGCUCGAUGAGGAAGGAAACUGAACGUGACAGGCGUGUCCACAGCUGAUGUGCUAUUCUUGUAUGAUGUAUUUCACUCCAGUUUCAUUUGAUACCAUGGUUGACAUCAAUAAGGGCCACAAACUGUGGAUCAGCAAGUAGCAACUACAAAAUGUUGGAUGCGUCACCUGAUGCGCCGAAACCAUCACCAAUGUCUCCCAUGUUUUGUGCCCAAGAUGAAAGCAUAAACAAUAUAGUAAUGCUGCAACCUAA
Amphibalanus amphitrite is the source of this 1832-nucleotide messenger RNA. It is a transcript of the gene Prp18, whose product is annotated as pre-mRNA-splicing factor 18-like. NCBI's taxonomy places the organism in Eukaryota, Metazoa, Arthropoda, Thecostraca, Balanomorpha, Balanidae. The transcript has 5 exons. Gene Ontology annotation, cellular component: U5 snRNP; U2-type post-spliceosomal complex; U4/U6 x U5 tri-snRNP complex. The coding region runs from base 423 to 1487 and encodes 354 amino acids. The record is from RefSeq and is a predicted model, not a curated record. Gene Ontology annotation, biological process: generation of catalytic spliceosome for second transesterification step; RNA splicing.